AGGAGGUGGAUCAAUUUUACCUCCUGGCCCCUCGGGACCCUCAUUCUUUUCAUAGACCACGAAUGUCCGCAUUGUUGAAAUCACAGGUGGGUAUUGCUGUUUACUGUCGUAUACCCACGUAGCAUGCAUUAAGAAAGCCGUGUGAGUUGUCAGUGAGAUUUAUACUGAUUUCAACAGACGGACCCGUGAUAAGACAACACCCAAAGGGAGCUUGGACUCGUUUAUCCCAGCAAACAGAAAGAAGGGCAGCCUGGACAAUGGCAUCAGAAUGCACUAAGACGUUCAGCUGGUCAGGAGUUCAUCUACGUUCAAGAUGGAGAUCAACGUAGCUGGUUUGGUCGUGCUGAUUGUGUUCUACGUCAUCAUUUUGGUGGUCGGAGUCACGGCGGCUAAAUGUGUAAAAAUAGACGAGGAGAAUAAAUCUGAAAUGGCCUCAGUUGCUGGUCGUCAACUCUAUGGUGUUGUGGGCAUAUUCACCAUGAUAGCUACUACCGUUGGGGGUGGCUUCAUAAACGGAACAGCGGAAUCCAUAGCAACAGGUGGUCUUGCCUGGACGAUUUCCCCCAUGGCUAUCUUUGUGGGUCUUGUCCUGGGGGGCAUAAUAUAUGCAGGACGCAUGCGUGAAAGGAAGUACGUCACGAUGUUACAGCCAAUCGAGGAGUGUUAUGGCCGCGUGGUCGCGUGCCUCGUGUACCUGGCUACACUCUGUGGUGACGUCUUCUGGACAGCCUCCAUCCUCAACGCCUUGGGCACCAGCCUGAGUAUAAUACUGGGUAUCAACGUGGAGACGGCUAUUGUGGUGUCCGCAAGUAUCACUGUCCUCUAUACCAUGAUUGGUCAGAUGAUAUCAGUUGCAUAUACUGACAUAGUACAACUAAUUCUGAUCACCGUCGGCCUGGUGCUUGCAAUUCCAUUCGUGGUGACGGACGAGCGUGUGGGUGACGUCAGCACCACGUCAGACGCAUGGCUUGGCUCUCUGGAUGGCCGACAUGCUGUGGCCUGGGUUGACCUUGCCCUUGCUAUGAUAUUCGGCACUAUUCCCUGGCAGUCGUACUUCCAGCGCGUGUUGUCAGUCCGGAGUGUGAGAGAGGCCCAAAUUCUGUCUGUCCUGGCGGGAAUGGGAACUCUGGUCCUCGCUGUGCCCCCUUUCCUGAUCGGCGCCCUCAGCACGGCCGCUGAUUGGUCCAACUCAAGUCUGACUGGUGGCCUUGACCCUGUGAGCGCCAACAUGAGCAGCAUGAUCCUGCCUCUUGUCCUGAAAGAGUUCACGCCAAGUGCUGUGUCCAUCAUAGGUCUUGGGGCGAUCUCAGCUGCAGUCAUGUCUUCCAUGGACAGCUCCAUCCUCGGCUCAAGCUCCAUGUUCACCCACAACGUGUACAGGACCGCCAUCAGGGCGCAGGCAUCAGAACAAGAGUUGAUGUGGGUUCAAAGACUAUCAAUCUUAGCAAUCGGAAUAAUAGCCACCGUGCUCUCCAUCUUCGUGAGGACUGUGUGGGGACUGUUUGUCUUAGCCGCGGACAUUGUUUUUGUGAUUGUGUUACCUCAGCUGACAUGUGCCCUGUUCCUCCCAGCAACGAACGGAUAUGGCGGGAUUGUGGGAUUUACUCUCGGCACAGUCUUGAGGAUUGGUGCUGGUGAAAGCUUCUUGGAUCUCCCUCCAUUUAUAUACUACCCAUUUUAUGACCAUGACGUGCCCGAGCAACUGUUUCCAUUCAGGUCAUUUGCCUUUGUUGUAUCGUUACUCGGGUUGAUAAUAAUUUCUUACAUGAUGAAGUUCUUGUUCGAAAAGGAAAUUCUUCAUCCAAAAUAUGACUUUCUCGGAGCUCUAGAUUCAGGAUGUGUGGACAUCACCUUAACAUACACAGACACAAAUAGAGGACUCGCGCUUGACAAAGUUCAUAUGCCUGAGAAAUUACCUGGUACAGCUAAUGACAUCGCAGUUGUCCGACACAAGCAGUGAUGUAAAUGAUGUUCAGUGAAUAAGCUCCAAAAGUCCAAAAAGAUACUUUCUUGAGACUGUUCAGAUAUGUACAUACAAUUCACAUUUUUAAGGAAGUCUCGUGUUUAAAUUAUAAAGAAACACAUUGCAUUUUACUCCAAAUUAAUCCAAAUUGCGUCAAAAUAUAAGUGAGUGAGUGAGUGAGUGAGUGAGUUUGGUUUUACGCCGCUUUUAGCAAUAUUCCAGCAAUAUCACGGCGGGGGCUUCACAGUCAAAAUAAAAGAAAAUGUAUAAUCCAUGCUUCUUGUUUGACUGCUCGUUGUUUAACGCCGCACGCCGCAUUAUUCCAGCAAUAUGAUUUUGGUUUGUUUGUUGUUUAACGCCGCACUCAGCAAUAUUCCAGCUAUAUGACGGCGGUCUGUAAAUAAUCGAGUCUGGAC
This is a messenger RNA of Haliotis rufescens (red abalone), 2379 nucleotides long. Its product is annotated as high-affinity choline transporter 1-like. Gene Ontology annotation, biological process: acetylcholine biosynthetic process; choline transport; transmembrane transport. NCBI's taxonomy places the organism in Eukaryota, Metazoa, Mollusca, Gastropoda, Lepetellida, Haliotidae. The record is from RefSeq and is a predicted model, not a curated record. Gene Ontology annotation, cellular component: plasma membrane. Gene Ontology annotation, molecular function: choline:sodium symporter activity. The coding region runs from base 314 to 1960 and encodes 548 amino acids. The transcript is spliced from 11 exons.